Messenger RNA from Aaosphaeria arxii CBS 175.79, 1975 nucleotides. RefSeq lists its product as uncharacterized. The transcript is spliced from 2 exons. Bases 184 to 1716 code for a protein of 510 amino acids. Gene Ontology annotation, molecular function: 1-alkyl-2-acetylglycerophosphocholine esterase activity. Lineage: Eukaryota; Fungi; Ascomycota; Dothideomycetes; Pleosporales. The record is from RefSeq and is a predicted model, not a curated record.
GUCUCGUCGUCGGCGUGCCCGAUCCCACAUCCUUGAUUGAAUAAAUAGAAAAAACUCCUACUCCUACAUCUACUGCUUCCUCCUCUCUCGCCCUCUCGCAUGACCCUGAGAUCCUCUCUCUCGACCUUUUUUCGUGCCGUCCCUUCUAAAACACCUUCAUUCGCUUUGCCAACAUCCGCAAACAUGACCAGCUGGUUCAGCAAACUGAACCCCACGCCGUCUUUCCCGCCCUACACCGGCCCCUACAAAGUCGGAAGCACGCAUGUGGAAAUUCCUGUCGCGGAGUUAGAGUCUCCUGCGACUUCGCCGGCGCCAAAACCCGAUCUCUCGACCGUUGCGUUCCGCGUCUUCUAUCCCUGCCAGCAGGAUUCACAGCAGAGGGGCGUGAGAUGGAUACCAAGCCCGCAGAGGGAAUACGUGGGAGCAUAUGCGAGAUUUCUAGGGGCGAAUAAUGCAUUCGCGCAUAUAUUUUCGGUCGUCCCGCAACUACUCUACUACAUCUCGAUUCCCGUACACCACAAUGCCGAAAUUCUCGAACCGACGACAAAUUCAAAGCGAUGGCCGGUCAUGUUUUUCUCACAUGGUCUGGGCGGGUCGAGAAAUGCAUACUCGCACAUUUGCGGUUCGUUGGCAAGCCAUGGAAUCGUGGUGGUGGCGCCAGACCAUCGAGACGGCAGCGCUCCGAUCUCCUUUGUACGAACGCCCGGUGCGCCGCAAAAGCUUAAGAAAGUGGACUACUUGAGAGUGCCACAUCAGGCGUCUACAGAGGUCUACGAAGCCCGAGACGAACAGCUCCGCAUACGACUAUGGGAACUCGGCCUCAUCCACGACGCGCUCCUCAAGAUUGACACUCGUGUGGCGCUCAGCAACAUCGCGGAAGAUCAAGCCCACCACAACAUGCUCGUCCAGUUCUCCAACAAGCUCGACAUCCACACCCCAGGAUCCAUAGCCUGGACCGGCCAUUCCUUCGGCGCAGCAACGAUGAUCCAAUUCACGAAAUCCAUCUUCUACCGCCAGGACUCCACCACACCCUCAACCUACCGCCCACUCUACGUCCCCUCCCCCAACACCCCUCUAACCCAGCAAAUCACCUCAACAUCCCCUCUAACCCUCCUCGACCUCUGGGCCCUUCCCCUCCAAUCCCCCUCAACAACCUGGCUGAAGUCCCAACCAAUGCCGUGCUACACGCCCGGCGGGCCAGGCGGCUCAACUCUCCUCUCCAUCCUCAGCGAAGCCUUCUACAAAUGGUCCACCAACCUCCAGCAGACCCUCUCCAUCCUCUCAGCGCCCCAAAAGAGCGACUCCUCCGUCCUAGGCGCACACAUAUUCUAUCCGACCUCCUCCGCCCACCUCUCGCAGUCAGACUUCGGCACCCUGUUCCCCUGGGUCACGACCAAGGUGUUCGGCGUCAAGGAGCCCCAGCGCGUCAUGAAACUCAACGUGCGCGCCAUCCUGCAGCUGCUCCGCGACGCUGGCGUCGAGGUUGCGGAUACCAGUGCCGCGGACAUGGAGGUCGACGGUCUGGGAGGGGAGAAGACGGGCGUGGAUAAGAUUCUGCUUACUACUGAGGGACACGCUAUUAGGGACUGGAUUUCGCUGCGGAGUGACGACCUCAAGGAUGUAGCGAACGGGGGGAAGGUGGAAGGGGGUCCUCUUGAGGCGGCGGUGGAGACGGAGGUGUUGGGGGAGGUCGCGAGGGAUAAGGGGUCGUUGUAGGAUGCUCUGUUCCCACUGUCUGCGAGUUUACCUCUUGCUGUUGGUGAUGAUAAAUUCAGAACUUGUUUUUCAUGGUUUAGGGCGUUAUUGAUCUGGACGGGCAUACCACGCAUUCCUACGGAAGUAUACACGAUUUCAUGCAUGGCAUUGUUUUCCUGUUUCUUUUAUUUGCCUUUUAGAUUUUUCAUGGUGUUCAUGGUAAUGUAUCUUGGUAUAGCAUAGCGCAGCGUACAUACGAACUUACAUAGAACACAACGAC